AUGGUUCAAGAAAAGUUCUACACCCUUUGUCAAUGCCGUAUGAAAGACAUGGUUUCCAAGGCAGCAGGUCAUCGAGAUCAAGCAAAACCGACUUGGAUUGAGAGUACUCUUUGGAAGGAAAUGUGUGACUAUUGGGACACAGAAGAAGCCAUAGCAAAGAGUGAAACCACUUCAGCAGCUCGAAUGUCUGACCGUAAUGAUCUUGGUCCUCACAAACAUGUAUCAGGGACGAAGUCUUACUUACAAAUCAAACAGGAGAUGUGGUUCUUCCAAGGACUGGUCGAUGUGAAGCGAGCGGGAAAAGAGAAAAAGGAUAACGCGAUGAUCGAUCACUUGCUUUCUCUGCAAGAAUCUCAACCUGAGUACUACACGGACCAAACCGUUAAAGGAAAUAUAAUCUCUCUUAUAGUGACGGGCACUGAUACAUCAGCGGUAACAUUGGAAUGGGCAUUGUCAAGCCUAUUGAACCAUCCGGAUGUACUAAAAAAGGCGAGAGAUGAAAUCAACAAUAAAUUUGGUUUCGACAAGCUUAUUGAAGAAUCAGCCAUCGCCAAUCUUUCUUAUCUUCCAAAUAAUGUCUCUGAAACGUUGCGGAUGUACCCGCAACACCAUUGUUGGUCCCUCAUGUCGCAUCAGAAGACUGUAAAGUGGCAGGUUAUGAAUGUCGAGUUGCACGAGGUUAUUGGUGAAUGUGUGGACCAUACAAAGAGAUCCUCAGCUAUGGGAUGA
Camelina sativa (false flax) is the source of this 729-nucleotide messenger RNA. The record is from RefSeq and is a predicted model, not a curated record. NCBI's taxonomy places the organism in Eukaryota, Viridiplantae, Streptophyta, Magnoliopsida, Brassicales, Brassicaceae.